Ostrinia nubilalis (European corn borer) is the source of this 2402-nucleotide messenger RNA. It is a transcript of the gene NGR-A30, whose product is annotated as cardioacceleratory peptide receptor-like. The transcript has 11 exons. Gene Ontology annotation, molecular function: neuropeptide receptor activity; vasopressin receptor activity. The coding region runs from base 363 to 1631 and encodes 422 amino acids. The record is from RefSeq and is a predicted model, not a curated record. Lineage: Eukaryota; Metazoa; Arthropoda; Insecta; Lepidoptera; Crambidae. Gene Ontology annotation, cellular component: plasma membrane. Gene Ontology annotation, biological process: neuropeptide signaling pathway.
GUCCUGCGACGACGCGCACUCUGCCGGCUUCAGGCAGAAUUACCGCGGAAGUUUUGUGAAGUUCUAAUAAUUUAUUAAAUAAUUAUAAACUACUUUAGUAUUAAAUAUAUCAAAAUUAAGAUAAUUAUACCUAAAUAAGUUAGGACUGGAGUUGGUAGAUUAAAAUAAAGUUAGUGCAGUGACUUGAUUAAACUUUUGGUGUGUGUCCAAUAAAAAUUGAUUGUCAGAAGAUUUUUGGUUAAACGUCACGGAUAUUAAAUGGAGUGAGAAUUAAAUGAUAAAUGGAAGCUUCUAUCAAGGAAGAUUAAAAAAGUUGUCGUCCCACACUUAACAUCGCCCGCAAGAUGUGAAUCAGCUGUGUCAUGGAGGAGUGCGGCAACUGCAGCCUCAACGCUGAGUUCAACGACAGCCUCUAUGAGUUCCUCAACAAUGCUUCUCACAUCAAUAAGUUCUAUUUCUACCAGACAGCUCAAGUGGCGGUCCUCUGGGCGUUGCUGGUGGCGAUCGUGGCGGGCAACGCCACCGUGGUUCUGGCGCUGCUGCUCACCAAGACGAGAAAGAGCAGGAUGAACUUCUUCAUCAUGCAGCUAGCUAUAUCUGAUUUAUUGGUAGGAUUAAUAAGCGUUCUCCCAGAUCUGAUCCAUCGAAUAACUAUAGCGUGGCUCGCGGGCUCAAUAGCGUGUAAGCUGAUGAAAUAUUUACAGGGUGUAGUAACUUAUUCUUCUACGUACGUGUUGGUGGCGCUCAGCGUGGACCGGUGCGACGCCAUCACCCAUCCCAUGAACUUCACGGGCAGCUGGCGGAGAGCUCGUGCGCUCAUUCUAGGAGCGUGGUUCAUAAGCUUUCUUUUCUGUGUGCCGAUGCUGUUCCUCUUCGAAGAAGAGAAUGUAGCAGGAGUCCUCCAAUGCUGGUCGAGCCUAAGCAAGAUCCAGUGGAGGAUAUGGAUGACCAGCGUCUUCGUGUCGCUCUUCGUGAUACCAGCUCUGACUAUAGCCGCUUGCUACGGGGUGAUAGUGGUCACGAUACGGCAGAAGAGUCAAAGAGUGCUUGGAAGGCGCGCUACUGCGACGAGGCAAUACAGCGACGAUUUGGACUCACGCCGCGCGAGCAGCCGUGGCAUCAUACCUAAGGCUAAAAUAAAGACGGUUAAGAUGACUUUCGUCAUUGUCUUUGUGUUCGUCCUCUGCUGGUCUCCGUACAUGAUCUUCGACCUGCUGCAAGUAUACGGCUACGUGCCAGACACACAGGCGAACAUCGCGAUCGCUUCGCUUAUACAAAGUCUAGCGCCGCUCAACUCCGCUGCGAAUCCUGUUAUUUACUUCAUAUUCUCUAAUAGGAUUUUCGUCAGCCUUAGGAACGUUCCGCCAUACAAGUGGUUCUGGUGCUGGAUGAAGUCCAGCGACAGUCCCGUGGGCAACGAGUCCCGCGCACACACCGAACUGCUGACGUCAUCGCACCGCAGGACCAGGCACGAGCUUACUGUCAGGGUAAAAGAAGACAGCCUCAAAUACCCGAAGCAGCGCGUGCACCAAUGCAACAGUACCAACUCAAAAAAGGUCCGACUGCACCUCCCUGAAGAACACCAGAACAAUAACUGCCAUCCGCACAGGAGAGACGACACGUUCUUGUAGUGAUUACACAGGUUUUAAAGCAUUUUAAUUAUUUUUUAAAUGAUCAGCAACGAACUGUAUUGAGAAGGUUAUACAUAUAAAAGAACGUUUUAUUCUUCGCGAGCGUCGCUUGAGUUAGGUCUAAUAUUGACAUAAUAUAAGUGUCAUGAAGUGACAGUGAAAAAAACAUCGUAUCAAUAAAAAUGCAUUGUACAGUCAGUUUUAAUAACAGCUGAAACUAAAUGGAUUUUCAACAAAACUGGACGUCUACAAGCCGAUAUGAAAAUAUGAAAAGUUUGUAUGUAAGUUUCUAAUAUUGACUGUACUUACCGCUUUCAUUAAUAUAAUUUGUUAAAGCCUGGACGUGCUCACGGACCAGGCUCUAGAUACAAAUAUACGGUGUAACUGAUGGACCAUUUUAUGAAACAGUAAAAUCGUCAUCUUUUUAUUGUGCUGAAACUGUUAAUACUGUACAUUAACACUUAGGUAUAUUCAUACGUAGGUAUUUUACUGGUACUUUUUUACGCAGUGGUAAUCCCAAGUCUUUAUUAUUAGUAUACAUUGACCCACUUUAUACCCAUUCCCACCUAAACUAUCCUCAAGUUACUUCCACACAGUGUACGGAGGAUAGCUUUUCCCGUGUGUGCUAUCCCAAAGGCAGUUUUGCUCUCAUCAAUCAAUUCAUCAAGUACUUGACUGAUGGUCAAACAAAAUACAAACUAAGAAGGUACUUGAUACACCUUGACCACCAGUACUUUUUUAUGUAGUACUUAUCUUCCGGUUUAAGCUAUA